AUGGCGUCGACGGUGUCGUCGGCUCGUGCUCUGUCGUCCUCCGUCGAGGCUCGUCGGAAAUUCUCGCGUACCACCGGCGCUGACCCUUGCUCUUCCAGGAACCUCGCGUACCACCGGCGGCUUCCGGCGAGAAUCUUCUGCAGUGAGUGCGGCGCCAGAGGAUUCGCUCUCUCUGUCCGGGCAGCUCCGGCUGUCGGGAGGAGUGGCUGGGAUUCGGUGGGCGACCGCGAAGGGCUUCCCCGGGAAGGAGAAGGUGAUGAAGAAGAAGCUAGGGAGGCCCUGGUGCAACUGUUGGAGGAGUGUGGAGCCUCGAGGGAGGAUUCCUUGGAGAUCGUCUCGAAAUGCCCAAAGUAUCUGGAGAUGCUGAUGGGCAAUGUUAAGGAACUCGAUGAACACUCUCUGUGGGGUUUCUGGGAGGAGUUAGGGGAAGGUGGGCAGGAUGAAGCGGGCAGAGGAGAAUAUGUCUCUGAGCUUAGCUUCAGGAAGAAGGUGUAUCUGAUGGCGAAGAAGAAAGGAGACAGGGGUGUUCUCCCUUACUUCGAGAGCAUUGGUCUGAGGUAUACGUCUUCUGUUCAUAUUUCUGGGUACGUGUCCUCCAUCAGCCUCCUCGAGCUUAUUGAGAAGGUAACAUAUUUCUGGGUACUUUCUCCAAAUGAAUGCAUUUCACACCAGAAGUGACAUGUUGUUCAUUUUUGGCGUCCUGUCAUUUAAGCCUUUGGUUCUACUCGUAGUGUUUAUGCCCCCAUCUGUUGAAUUGUUUCUGCUGGAUAGAGCGGUAACUUAGUAGGACUGAAAGAUGAGAGGACAUAACAGGGGGACGUCAGAACAGGAUAAUGCCGAAUUUUUCUGCCGCUCCUUGCAGAAACAUAAAAUGAUGUUGUUAACUGUUUCCUUAAUGAAUGCUAUGUUCAUUUUGAGAGUAAAUACCUUCAUCCAUGCUUGACAUUCUGUCAUAAUCUAAUCAGGCAAUGGAAGUACUUGAUUGAUCAAAAUCGAGUUCAAUGUACUUUCUCGCUGUUAUGUUCUUUUCUGUUAAUUUUUUUUUGAAAUAUGGUGAACACAGCUUUAGGUUUCCUUGUCUUCCGCAUUCCUUUGACGGAUUGUUGUGAUCUCACGUAGCCUGUUUUUUUACAAUAAUUUUUUUUUCAAUUGCUUACUCAGGCUAAUUAUUUUUCAUGAUUUUUUUAUAUCAAGUUAUUGUAUGCUUCUCCCUUUAGUACUGUCAUUAAGUCCAUCAGGGUUAUUUUCGCGUUUUUGUUCCAGAGAAGGACAUUGUUUGCUUAUUCGUGCAUUUCGUGAUAGGUUAAAUUUGUGAAGGAAAUGUUAUUUUCGCGCAGUGAUCAUGAGUCACAGAUUGGAAAAAAUGCUCAACGAAUGAUGAUGCAACUAUCAAUUACUAUCGAUGAGGAUAUCCAAAAAACAUUAUCUUUUUUCGAAAAGGUAUGACCUAUGUAUGAAUUGCUUUGAUUGAAAGACUGAAUUUUACCCCUUUUUAUAGCUACGAUUUUCGUAAUUUUUAUCGCUUCUAACUUGAUGUUUUUAUCACUUUCAUCAGAUGGAAGCAAAACGAGGUGGUCUCAACAUGCUGGGAUCUAAAGAUACAUCUUUACCCUGCCUGGUUGAAUCAUUUCCGCAGCUUCUUUCAUGUUCUGUUGACAAGCAAUUACGACCCCUAAUCGAUGUUCUUGAAGAUGUUGGUGUCACCAGAGAAUGCGUUAGGGAUGUACUUUUGUUAUUCCCUCCCCUUAUUUUUCAUGAUAUUGAGGAUGAUAUCAAGCCAAGAAUUGACAGAUUAAGCCAGGUAUUCAUGCUUAUGCGUACUUAUAUCCUUAUUAAUCAAUUAUCUUUCUGAAUGUAGAAGUAUCACUGUCUGUUUUCAGCAUUACUUUGGAUGAAAACUGAUUUUUUAUUUUCGACAAUUUCUAUGCGCCUCACAUAAUGUAUGCACUACCUAUUUUCUAUGAGAAGAAGAACGGGAUAAUCUGGAUUGAAGACUUUUUAUGAAAACUAGUUGCUGAUACGGAAGGUGCUGGAUAUGAACACUCUGCCUGAUUAAGAAAGAGUUAAAUUUCAAAGGAUCUUCUAGUUACUUAAUUGAUAUAAAUGAAAAUGUUCCGGGGAUCAAUAUGACCCUGAAGGAAAGUGUAAACUAAUUUGAUCAUCCAAACAGUGAAGAAUUGAAAGGCUACGAAUCUAUGGAGCAUUAAUCUCAGUCGUUUGGUAAAUGUUGAAUCUACAGGAAAAAUGGUCUUUAGCGAUUUACUUCUGAAAAUUGUUAGCUUUUGACAUGUCAAUGAUAGACAGAAGUUCAGGUGCGAACAUCUUAGAUACACAGCUAACCUGACUCAGAUACACCUCGACAGAAAGUUUAUCGGUUCGCUUGCUGAUAUGUACUUGCUGAUGAUGGCAAAUGGUGAAUAAGCUUUUGCUCUCCAUUUUCCUCCUUUUGGUGUAAUUCUACACCUGAUGUGUCUAGUUCAUUCCGAAAAAUCCACACGUUUUUGAAGAUUGAUCAUCUUUCUCUCUCUAUCUCUCUCUCUCUUCAAGAUCGACCAUAUUUCUGCUAUUUCUUGCAUGGCAGGUUGGCGCUGAGGGCAAAGAUGUCGGCAAGAUGCUUGUGAAAUACCCUUGGAUUCUCUCAACAUGCAUUCAGGAAAACAUCGGCAAAGUACAUAGUUUCUUGGGAGCUGAAAAGGUAUUUGUCUUGUACCCGUUCUUACCUUCCUAGUGCUUGCUCUCUAGAGGGCAGACUGUCGAUCUAGUAUUGCUAUCAUUUUACCAAAAUCCACAGAUCUUCCAAACCAUGCUCCUUCUGUCCCAAUGGCAGCAACUCACAUCAAAUAAUGUGUUGAUGAUUCCUCGAGUACUGGUAGUGAGAAUGGAUGCUCGCUCUUCUUUCAGGUUGGGAAGGCAAGCAUCGACCGUGCUGUCAGAAGCUGGCCUCACAUACUGGGAUGCUCGACCAGCAGAAUGAAGAUCAUGGUGAGGCAAUUUGGUGAUCUUGGGGUUUCGAGUAAGAUGCUCGGUAAGAUCAUCACUACCAGCCCUCAACUGUUGCUGAGAAGACCAGACGAUUUUCUCAAGGUCAGCGCCCCCCCAUUCCCUUCGAUCUUGGUGCACUCCCUGAGAAUCUCCUGUGAUGUGCCCCGCCGCCCAUGAAUGUGGGUCGACUUCGUUGUCACAGGUCGUCUCUUUUAUGGAAGAGGUCGGCUUUGACCACGAGAUCAUCGGAAAGAUCUUGUGCCGCUGCCCGGAGCUCUUCGCCGCGGACGUGGAGCAGACUCUGACGAAGAAGCUCGGUUUCCUCACGGAGCUCGGCAUAUCGAGCGCCCAUCUUCCGCGAGUCAUCAAGAAGUACCCCGAGGUGCUCCUCUACGACGUUGACCGCGCCUUGCUUCCGAGGUACAUACAUACACACAAACUAGCGUUGACUUUAUAUAUAUAAAAAUAAGGCGGUAUCUGUUCUGUCUGUCUGAGAGGGGACCGUUGACUCACUCCAUCAUCAUCAUCACCUUUCUUUUUUGGGGUGUGGUCUGUGUAGGACGAGGUUCCUCAUGAAGGCGGGGCUGUCGAAGGGGCAGGUGGGGUCGAUGGUGUUCAGGUUCUCCCCCAUCCUGGGGUACAGCGUGGGCGCCGUCCUGAGGCCCAAGCUGGAGUUUUUGGUCAACGCCAUGGGGAGGCCGUUGAGGGACGUGGUGGAGUACCCGCGCUACUUCAGCUACUCCCUGGAGAAGAAGAUCGAGCCCAGAUUUCGCCUCCUGCGGGGCCGCAACGUUGAUUGCACCCUCAGGGAUAUGCUCGGCAAGAACGACGAGGAGUUCGCCGAAGACUACCUGGGCAUCGGCCGGAUUCUCCUCCCGCCGCCGCCGCCGCCACCGCCGCCAUCUCCUUCUUUUUUAACCCACGAUGAUGAUGAUGGUGACGGUGUUGUUGCGUCGACUCAGGGGUAG
Messenger RNA from Spirodela intermedia, 3950 nucleotides. NCBI's taxonomy places the organism in Eukaryota, Viridiplantae, Streptophyta, Magnoliopsida, Alismatales, Araceae. The record is from the annotation of a GenBank genome assembly.